Molecule: messenger RNA, 2043 nt
Organism: Trematosphaeria pertusa
Lineage: Eukaryota; Fungi; Ascomycota; Dothideomycetes; Pleosporales; Trematosphaeriaceae
Exons: 7
Coding region: 265-2043 (592 amino acids)
Source: RefSeq, a predicted model, not a curated record
CAAGGAUUUUCUUCGAAACGACCAGCCUGAGAUCCAGGUUCAAUCCGUGGGCAAACAUCAUUCUGGCUACACGAGGUUCGAUCUUGAGCAUGGCAAGACGAACUGUGAGAUUUCUGAUUCGGCAAAAGUACGAUCGCAGCACUUAGCAUGCUGAUAAUUCGCCGGUAAAUGAAUCAUUCUGCUCGUUCGGGACAGGCCGUCUGAUAGCUUUGUCGGUGUCGAGCACCAACAUUUGCCUUUCUGGGCGACGCAGGGUGACCGAGGAUGGUGAACUUCACGUUCGUACCCCACAAAGGGGCCCGACCGGAGAGAUCGGGGCUUGUCAAGUCGCAUGUUAUGCGCGAGUCCCAAAGGAGGAGAAGAGAAGCGAAGCAACGGCGCCACCAGAAUCUAUCCACUUCAGGACCUUCGGAGCCCCAGACGGCAACUACUCGGGACGACGAAAACUCCCAACUGGGCCUUCAUCCCCAGUCAUCCUUACUCUUACGUGCAAUACCCUCUAGCGAGGCUCCCCAUGACAAUACGAAUGAGUACCCCGCCCUUAUCAACGGCACUGACGGUGCCGUACCUUGGCCUCCGCCUUCAAAUCCCUUAUCCGGUUCUGAGACCAAUCCCUUGCAUGGGACGCAAGAGUCUACAGUUGGCAUUGAAUAUAGCAUACUCUCGAAUAAUCGGUUGCAGGCAUCUAGCCGUUGGCCUUUCAGUGGCGACUUCCCAUCAAAUCCCGUCCGCGAUUAUUCGGCCUUCGUUCAAACGAACCUCAGAAGCUCCUUCGACAGCAAUGGCAAUUUCUGGCACAACCUAUCUCCCGUUCUGACGCAGCAGCCCCGUCUUCUGUACCCCGCAUAUCAGAAUGCAAACAGCCCUUCCGAUGCCUCCUGGGUGUCAGAGAGCUUGUUCAAUCGAAUGACUGAGCUGGUCUCACACUAUACCUCAAGUCUCUACAUAGAGCGACCCGGUCUUCCUCCUGUCAACCCCGUUAUCUAUUGGCAGAGAUUAUCCCUCGUCAACUCGAAGGUCCUGCUGAGCACCGCUCUCUUCUACUGCGCAUAUCGAGAUACUGUUCGAGACAUGGCUGGAAAUGACCAUGUUUACUUCAAGCACCGCAUCCUGAACCUCAUUAACACGGCACUCAAGAAUCCCGAGACUGCAGUUUGCGAUGAUAACAUUGCAGCGGUCAUAUCUAUGUGUAUGUACGAAAACCUUCGCGGGAGCGAUCUCAUCGGCAUGCACCUACGAGGCCUACGACAGAUGCUCGAUACGCGUGGAGGAAUCAACAGUUUCCACUCGGAUCAAGGACAACAUAUUAGCGAGAUGGCACUUCUCCAGGAUAUGAUGCACGCAUCAUGCUCUAACGUGCCUCCCAUGAUGUUUGACAUCACGGACCCGAUCCUCCGGGACAUGCGACCGAUCAGCCUCGAGAACUGGUAUCCACAGUCGCCGCUACGCGUUUUGAACGACGCCGGAUUUGCCAGGCCGAUACCAGAGCUGCGGUUUAGCUUCGAAAUCCUCAAGGACGCGUUUGAUGCUUUCGAGAUGCUGUGUGUAGAGGCCUUCGAUCCAGACACCGCCUCGGAAGAGGCCCCUCUCUUCAAGGUCCGCCGAGAGAAGUACUGGAUGCGUCUGACCAGUAGAGAGGAUGACAGUCCCAGCGAACAUAUACCCUCUUCAACAGGCGGCAAAAUAGAAAAGGCAAUUCACCUAGCGGCGAAGAUACACUUUCGAGCUGUCGCAUCUCGGAUACAGCAUGAUGAUGAAGCGAAUGCCGGGGACAUGAAGAGGCUCCACGCUAUCAUACGGAAGAUCGAUCUUGGGUUCUGGAAGGUGGCACACUAUGUAUAUCUGUGGAUCCUACUAACCGGCGGCGCAGCCUCGAGCAAGCACCCGCGGUAUCGGUCACACUUUGUCAGCGAGAUUCUGCGUCUUGGGCUAAGUAUUGGCCUUUUCGAUUGGCGGUCCUUUCGGUUGACGCUGGGCAAUUUUCUCUGGCUGCAGCAGUAUUUGCGAAGGCACAAGCCGGGAGGCCCGAUAGAAGGAGAAUGA